AACUUCCGGUACAUUGUUCGUUUGUUGGGAGAUUUUGUUUUUGUAUGGAAUCAGAAAUGUCAAUAUUGUCACAUAGUGUGUAAAUAAUUGUGAGUUUGGUGAUUAUUUCUUUUUAAUAUGACAAAAAACCAGAAUGAUGAGGAAAGUUUAAUUCCUAAAGAAACUGGACAAAAUUCAUCAAAAAUGGGUGAAAAACUAAGGAUCAUUGAAUUUGUGGCACGAUUAAUUUUUUCAGUACUAUCAAAGUUUUGGAAGUUGUGCACAUCAGCCGGAUUGAUUCUGCUUUUAGUUUUCUAUUAUUAUGGAAGUUUAUUAACUUUAGUUCUUCUUCUAAUUGGAGGAUUUGGUGUAUUUUACAAUGCCCAGGAUAUGCUGUUGUAUUAUCCGGAACAGCCCCCUCAGUCCAGACUGUUUGUGGACAGUCCUCAACGAUUCAAUCUGCAUGGAGAGAACCAUUUCAUCACCACUAAAGACAAUGUCAAAAUCAAUGUGGUGCUUAUAAAACAUUCUAAUCCUAAUGCUCCAACUGUGAUAUAUUUCCAUGGCAAUGCUGGAAAUAUAGGACACAGGUAUCCUAAUGCAGGUGAUUUACAUGCUUAUACUGGGGUAAAUGUUUUAAUGGUGGAGUACCGGGGGUAUGGACGGAGUGAAGGGUCUCCUUCAGAGUCAGGGUUAUAUUUAGACUCGGAAGCAGCAAUGGAUUUUUUACUUAACCGUCCAGAUAUAAAUAAAGACAAAAUUGUAGUGUUUGGACGCUCCCUAGGGGGCGCUGUGGCUGUUUGGCUGGCCAGCAGCAGGAAAUACUCUCCACAUAUCUCAGCUCUAAUCUUAGAGAAUUCCUUCACAUCGCUUCCAGACAUUGCGCGGUCCAUUUUUGCAGAUUUGUACAUUCUGAAAUAUAUACCUGUCUUUCUAUUUAAAAAUAAGUAUCCAACAGUAGAUAGAAUUCAGCAGAUUACCAUUCCGACCUUAUUUCUCUCAGGACAAGGAGACAAGUUAAUACCACCCAAAAUGAUGUCAAAACUACACAGUGUGUCUGGUAGCUCACUCAAGAAAAUGGCAAAGUUUCCUGGUGGUACCCAUAAUGAGACAUGGAUGUCCCAAGGGUAUUAUGAAGCUUGGGUCAGCUUUUUACAGGAAGUAUUCAGUUCAAGAAGAAAGCCAAGGAUAUCUCCCGAGAGACAUGGUGUGGUGGAUCUAUGAAUUCCUAUGCAAUUACUAUGGGGGAAAUGUUUCUUGUUAUAUCUAUGACACUAUUUAGUGCCCAGUGAUCUGUGAUGAAUUCAACAUUUCUGUUGCAUAACAAACUUGUUGCAUUUUAAUAAGUAUUCUUGUUUUCCUUGUGGUACAAGAAGUUGGGAAUAUUGUCAUUUCAAUGAUUUCAUGCACACAAAAAUAAUUUACUAGUAAUAAACCAUUAAAUAUGUGA
Messenger RNA from Ostrea edulis (European flat oyster), 1429 nucleotides. Its product is annotated as protein ABHD13-like. Gene Ontology annotation, cellular component: membrane. The coding region runs from base 118 to 1203 and encodes 361 amino acids. The record is from RefSeq and is a predicted model, not a curated record. Lineage: Eukaryota; Metazoa; Mollusca; Bivalvia; Ostreida; Ostreidae. Gene Ontology annotation, molecular function: palmitoyl-(protein) hydrolase activity. The transcript is spliced from 7 exons.